CCAACAGCUCAUCAUCGUCAUCUUUCUUCUUGUGGCUGUCAAUAAAGGAUCCUAACGCGGAAAUGUCGACGACGACGGCGACAACGAGCAGCAUUCCAGCUGCAGGAAUCGAGGAUCUUCGUUUCGGACUCACCGACUAUACGGUGUUUGUCGUCAUGCUGUCCAUGUCGGCGGCCAUUGGCGUUUACUUUGGUUUCUUUGCCAAGGGCAAGAAUACCACGGAUGAAUAUCUGCGAGGUGGCAAGAAAAUGCAGACACUUCCCAUAGCCAUAUCGUUGGUCUCCAGUCAACUUUCGGGCGUCGCUAUCAUGUCGGUUCCUGCGGAGAACUAUUCUUUUGGAUUUACGUUUAUAUUCGCUGUGCUAGCCAUGAUUCCUACUAUACCAAUUGUGAUUUACAUCAUUGUGCCUACUUUUUACGACAACAACAUUCUCAACUGUUAUGAGUAUCUGGAGUUACGUUUCAACAAGCGAACGCGUCAACUGAUCACAAUGACAUUUAUAUUGAAUCAAUUCCUCAUGUUGCCCGUGUACAUGUUUAUACCCUCGCUCGCCUUCUCACAGGUGACUGGCGUCAAUAUACAUCUCAUCAAUGUGGUGGUCUCUUCGGUCUGCGUUUUCUACACAAUGUUGGGUGGCAUCAAGGCUGUUGUGUGGACAGAUGUGGUGCAGGCUGGCGUCAUGCUCAUCUCUGUGGUCAUGGUGGGUGUCCUGGGCACAAUGCGUACUGGAGGAUUGAGCACAGUGCUGGAGUAUGCCACUGAAGGCGGCCGCAUGGACUUUAUAACGGGUUUUGAUCCUCGACUGCGUGCAACGGUGUGGAGCAGCUUGUCCAGCGGCAUGCUGCUGUGGACGGGCAAGAUUGCGCUCGAUCAGAGCUGCGUGCAACGAAUUGUGUCGCUGCCUUCUUAUGGUCAUGCCAAAAAAUCCCUGUACGUUGCUGGCGUUGGCUUUCUGGUCAUCAUGUUCUUCAAUGCCUUUGCUGGCAUCAUUAUGUUUGCUCGUUAUUACGGCUGCGAUCCCAUGUUGGCUGGAUUGGUCAGCAAGCCGGACAAAAUGAUGCCCUUCUUCAUACAGGACAUCAUGGGCAACUUGGCUGGCAUGCCAGGACUCUUCAUCUCCUGCGUGUUCAGCGCCUCGCUUAGCUCACUUUCGGCCAGUCUUAAUUCUCUUGCAGGCGUGGUUUAUUUCGACUACAUCAAACCGCACAUUCGACACACAGAAGCCCGAGCCAACGGCGUCAUGAAGUUGAUUGUCAUUGGCAUGGGAGGCUACUGCAUUUUGGGUGGCUUACUUGUGCAGAGAUUCAAGUCGAUCCUCCAGACAAUGUGGACGAUAACCGGCAUCAAUAUGGGCGCCGUUGUGGGUGUCUUUUUGCUGGGCAUGUUUGUUCCGCGGGUGAAUGGAAAAGUCGCCGUGACCAGCAUUCUGUUCAGUGUGAUUGUGAUGGCCUGGAUUAUAAUCAAUGGACAGCUGAACUUUAAAGCCGGUCUUAUCAGAUACGAUCCAUUGCCCAAUUCUCUGGAUCAAUGCGAGGCUCGUGGACUACAUUCCAUACGCAAUGCAUAUAACGCCACAUUGCCAACCACAGCAGCCACAACAACAGAGCCAACUCAGGUUACAACCGCCCUUGGCAGCAACCGCGACUUUUCCGUCUAUGAUAUAUCCUUCUAUUGGUAUAAAGUGAUUGGUGCCAUAUUGAUAUUCGUUUGGGCGAUACCCAUGAGCUAUGUUUGGCCACGAGACAAGAAUGAGAAGCAGAAUCCAAAAUUGUAUUCACCAUUUGUACGUCGCAUGCUAAGUGCCACUGAGCCUGUUUUGGAGCUGGAGGAGUUGCCACUGAAAGAAAAUGAAAAGGAGACUAAUGGAGUUGCACAAGAGAAGCAGCAGCAGCCGCUUUAAUGUUAUAUAGAAGAAAACGCAUGUGUUAUCUCUCUUUUGCAUUUUUAAAAGAUUUAUUUACAAAAGAAUAUUUAAAUGAAGAAUUAUGCUUACACAAAAAGUAUCCAGCUACAUACAAAAACGGUCUCUUGACUGAUUAUUUCAGCAUUUCAGUUUUGU
Molecule: messenger RNA, 2060 nt
Organism: Drosophila nasuta
Lineage: Eukaryota; Metazoa; Arthropoda; Insecta; Diptera; Drosophilidae
Product: sodium-coupled monocarboxylate transporter 1-like
Exons: 8
Coding region: 63-1901 (612 amino acids)
Biological process (GO): transmembrane transport; sodium ion transport
Cellular component (GO): membrane
Molecular function (GO): symporter activity
Source: RefSeq, a predicted model, not a curated record